Messenger RNA from Blepharisma stoltei, 759 nucleotides. NCBI's taxonomy places the organism in Eukaryota, Ciliophora, Heterotrichea, Heterotrichida, Blepharismidae. The record is from the annotation of a GenBank genome assembly.
AUGGAAGAAAACUUGUCUGACUACGCAGCCUCAUCAGAACUUAAACGGUCAAUUUUUAGUCAAAAUUUGAGUCCAACCCCUCUUAAAGGCUCCUUGGUAGAAUUUCAAGAUAUGACUUCUAUAUCAAGCAUGAUGAGCUCUCCAUUUAGAAAAGCUGACCCAAAUAAUCAAACGCCGUUUGGCAGGUCUAUCCUAAGAGAAAGCGCAGACACCAAUACAAGCACAAUGCGUUCAUUCGGUCGCAGACGUAGCUCUCCAAGAAAAUCUCAAACUUCUUUAUUUUUAGCUGCAAAAGCUCGAGAUCUUGAGAACGCACGACUGCAAAAUCGUUUGCAAGAAAAGCUGAAAUCUAUUGAAAAUGAGUUUAAAUCAAGAAAAUCCGACACAAAUGUUAUUACAAGUAAUGAUGAUCCACUCCCAUCACGGCAUACACACUCGGUCUCAUUAUCACAGUUGCCAUUCAGUGCAAGUCUUGGAGAAUCAAAAGAGGCAAUAUUUAUUGAUGAUGCUGAGGAGGAGUUUGAAUUGAAAAAUGAUGUCCCUAAGCUUGUUUGGUGUGCUUAUUGCAAAUCAGAGGUUACGACUGAAUUAAUUUAUAUCAAUUCUUCAAAGACCUUUUGGUCAGCAGUUGGAAUUUUCUUUAUGGGAGGAGUGUUUGGGUGCUUUCUGCUGCCUUAUAUGACAAAUGAGUGUAAAGCUCCUAGGAUUAGAUGCCAUAAAUGUUCUAGACCACUAAAUUGUACGAACAGAACUAAUUAA